CGUAAUUAAAUCAAGUUAAUUUUAAGCAAACACCGUGUAACUUGUGAGUGACUUUUCUUGUCAAAUUUUAUUAAAAAAAUCACCUAAAAUGGAUAAAACCGAGUUGGAAAUCGCCGGAAUUUCGUCCGAGCUGUUAAACAAAUUGGAAAACUUGCAAAAACAAGAUUUAUUUUCAUUUUUACCAUACAUCGAAACGACUCAAACAAACUUGAAAGGCGAGAAACUCCAAUUUGACUUGCUUGACUCUCUCCCAACUAUAAAAAUCGGUCGCAAAAGCGCGACAAUAAUGGAGAACAUGGCCCAAAUUGCAAAACUUGAGCAAAACUACCAAAUAAAUAAAGAUUUGUUAAAGUACGAGAAAGAGGAAAGAAUGAAAGUACAAAAAGAAAUGUGCAACGAGUCAAUAUUCCUAACUUUAUGUUGUCUUAAUGACGAUGAAAAAAAGUCAAGGAAAAUAAAGCGUGAAAAACCAGACAAAGAUUUCAUCCACAGAAACAUCGAGUUGGCUACAGCCAUGUCGAAAUUGCCUCUCACCGACGAGGAAAAACACCAAUUGGAUCAAAUCCUAACAAAUGGUAAAAUUUUUCUCAUCAUUUACACACAAUUCAAAUUUUUCGAAUUUUCAGACUGCGAUGAAACGUCAAACGGCUUUCAUUUGUGCGAAAACGACAAACAACGUCUCUUGGAAAUCGAUACUGAACUUGAAGCUAAAUACCCCGAGACUCAGCACUUGAAAUCGUCAAGUGAGCAAGAUUUUUCAAAAAAUGUUGUUUUGGAUCAAGUUUUGAAAGAGGUUGAUGCAAAAAUAGCCACUAUUCGAGACGAAUAAAUAAUCAAAAAUUCACUUGUCGAUCCCUUUUCAAAGACAAUAGAAUAUUCAAGUGGAAAAUUAGGCCUUCGUGUACAUCUGUUCACCCUCCGAGACUAUGUCAAGAAUUUUUAUCACAUAUCGAACACCUGAUAUAAAUUACUCCCUAGGAUUUAGGGAUAUUCGUGAAUUUGGUGACAAACAAAAGAUAUCGUAACUAGUGUCAAAAAUUUAGGUUAAGCCACCUGUCAG
Messenger RNA from Tribolium madens (black flour beetle), 1060 nucleotides. RefSeq lists its product as uncharacterized. NCBI's taxonomy places the organism in Eukaryota, Metazoa, Arthropoda, Insecta, Coleoptera, Tenebrionidae. The record is from RefSeq and is a predicted model, not a curated record. The transcript has 4 exons. Bases 89 to 829 code for a protein of 246 amino acids.